This is a messenger RNA of Eleginops maclovinus (Patagonian blennie), 1834 nucleotides long. It is a transcript of the gene hpdb, whose product is annotated as 4-hydroxyphenylpyruvate dioxygenase b. Lineage: Eukaryota; Metazoa; Chordata; Actinopteri; Perciformes; Eleginopidae. Bases 123 to 1304 code for a protein of 393 amino acids. Gene Ontology annotation, cellular component: endoplasmic reticulum membrane; Golgi membrane. Gene Ontology annotation, biological process: L-tyrosine catabolic process. The record is from RefSeq and is a predicted model, not a curated record. Gene Ontology annotation, molecular function: 4-hydroxyphenylpyruvate dioxygenase activity. The transcript has 14 exons.
CUCCUCCCCCCUCCUCCUCCUUACCGGUGGGAGUGGAUCUAGAAUCGUCCUUUUCAGCGUUCAAAUUCAGAGUUUCAUUGUUUAUUUCCUUCUGACAGUCAGGGCAGGUCAACGGGAGCAGGAUGACCACAUACACAGAUAAAGGCGAAAAGCAUGAGCAGGGCAAGUUCCUCUGCUUUGAUCACCUCACGUUCUGGGUUGGAAAUGCAAAACAGGCUGCAUCGUACUACUGUAACAAGCUGGGAUUUGAGCCUCUGGCUUACCAGGGUUUGGAGACCGGCAGUCGUGAAGUGGUGUCCCAUGCAGUCAAACAAGGAAAGAUUGUUUAUGUGUUCUCAUCGGCCCUCAACCCUGGAAACAAAGAGAUGGGAGAGCAUUUAGUGAAACACGGUGAUGGGGUGAAGGAUGUUGCAUUUACAGUGCAGGACUGUGACUUCCUUGCGAAGAAAGCCAAAGAGCGAGGUGCAAUUAUCGUGAAGGAGCCUUACACCCUGGAGGACAAGUAUGGUAAAGUCAGACUGGCCGUGCUUCAAACGUAUGGUGACACCACACACACGUUUGUGGAGAGGAUCGGAUACACUGGGUUGUUUUUGCCAGGCUUCCAACCCUCUCUGUUCAAGGACCCUUCACUGGCCAAACUACCAAGUGGAAAACUGAACUUCAUCGAUCACGUUGUGGGAAACCAACCGGAUGACGAGAUGGUACCAGUGGUCGAUUGGUAUCAAAGAAACCUUCUCUUUCACCGCUUCUGGUCAGUGGAUGACAAGCAGCUUCAGACGGAUUUCAGCGCCCUGCGAUCCAUCGUUGUGGCGAACUACGAGGAGACUGUGAAGAUGCCCAUCAAUGAGCCUGCCAUGGGGAAGAGAAAGUCUCAGAUCCAGGAAUAUGUGGAGUACUAUGGAGGUCCAGGCGUGCAGCACAUAGCCAUGAACACAUCAGAUAUCAUCACUGCGAUUCGAAACCUAAAGGAGCGUGGGAUGGAGUUUAUGUCUGUGCCAGACACGUACUACAAACAGCUGAGAGAAAACCUGAAACAAUCAAAGGUCAAAAUCUCAGAGGACCUGGAUAUCCUGCAGGAGCUGAGGAUCUUGGUGGACUACGACGAAAACGGCUACUUACUUCAGAUCUUCACCAAGCCAGUUCAGGAUCGCCCCACUGUGUUCUUGGAAGUAAUUCAGAGACACAACCACCAGGGCUUUGGUGCAGGAAACUUCAAGUCUCUGUUUGAAGCCAUCGAAGCGGACCAGAAUGCAAGAGGAAAUCUUACGAUCCUGACACCAAACGGAGUUUCAAAGAACAUAUGAUCCUAGUUUUAUUAAAGCAGACAUUUCAGUUUCAAUAUCUAUCUAUUUACUAUGAGGCCAUUUGUGGUUUAGGGUCCUGUACUUUAGUAUUAAACUAGUAUUGUGAUAAUUUUGUGAAAUAAUGAACAAAGCAUGUUUUUGUGACUUGCAUGUUUUAUUAUGCUAACAUAAUAACAUUGAUUUUAUAAGUAUGUGUAAAAAAGUACUUCAUUAUAAUCUCUCCUGAUUUUCAUGAAAGAUCACCUUAUUGUAACUUUUUCAGUCUUUCUUUUUAUAAAAUGUAAAAAAAAAGGAAACCAAUAUUAGCGAUAUAAGCUUGAUUCAAGCAAAACACCAUUAAGCUCUCAUUAAUGAAAACAAUUCAUUUUGACGAUUUGUUAUCAUUUUGGCAAUAACUUAGUCAUUUCAUUGUACAGAAGAGCUUAGCAUAAUUGGAGCGCCCAUUUUCCCCUCCAUGCUGCAAGAGGAAACAUUUGCAAUGUGUGAAACCUUGGUUGCGAUGUGUUCAUAAACCGUAAUGUACAAACAAA